Protopolystoma xenopodis is the source of this 162-nucleotide messenger RNA. The record is from the annotation of a GenBank genome assembly. Lineage: Eukaryota; Metazoa; Platyhelminthes; Monogenea; Polystomatidea; Polystomatidae.
UCUUAUGGCGUCCUGUUGUGGGAGAUUCUGACGGGAGAGAUUCCCUACAAUGGAGUUGACUCUUCAGCCAUCAUUUGGGGUGUCGGCAGCAAGAACCUGCAACUCCCAAUACCAACCUCUUGUCCCACAGAAUUCCGGGUUUUGAUGAAGAUGUGCUGGUAA